UCCACCAUCUCACGUCGUAGCUCUGCCAACAUUCUACUGUACCUCAUACUGUCACCUCACUGCGCGACAACUCCGGAGGGAGAGAGAGAGACCGGACUCAUUUUUGGGAAGAGAGAAGGAACGAAGGAGAAUAAAGACUAUUGAGUGUUUUUUUUUUUCUCAAUCAAACUGACCGACGAGACUAGUUGACCUGUGGCCUCAGAGUGGGGAGUGUGUCCAAGUCUCCCCCUUCGAAACGACGUUGUACAGACAUCUACUGACCUACUGUAAACAUGUGGAGGAAAAAGACAUGGAAGUAUUAUUGUGGUGACGUUUUACGAGGUGUUCUUUCUUUUCUGAAAGGCCGGUGUUUUUGUUUAUCAGCCGAGGCGGUGUUUAUGUCUUUGUUGUUGUUGGUUUCUUCUGUCAGAGCAGAGGAAGAGUGCCCGUUAUCCUGUAUCUGUGCCAGAGACUCCGGGACGGUGACCUGCCGGGACGGCGAACACACUGAGUUAUCGGGUGACAUACCGGCGUGGGCGACCACGUUAAUACUCAGGGGGAACAACAUCUCAACGUUACCGGGAGGAGCGUUCUCCUCGAAUAACGGGACGGAGCUCGAGCUAACGACCCUCUCACUGUCACAUAACGGGAUCGUGGUGAUCGAGGCUGACGCUUUCAUGGGACUCUCCAGGUUGCAUUUGCUGGAUUUGAGCCACAACCCGUUGGUGUACAUCUCAGACCGAGCGUUUCACGGUCUCGGGGAGCUCCGCUCUCUUUACCUGAACAACUCGCUCCUUGCUCCAGCCGCGGCGCAGCUCUCCAACGCGCUGCAGGGUACCGAAACGUUACGCAACCUCCAACGGCUGGAGCUGUCAGGCAACCGGUUGAAAACCAUACCCAUCUCGCGGUUGGACGCGUUCAACCUCCACACUUUAGUUCUCACCAACAACUCCAUCGAGAACAUUGGUAAGGAGAACAUAUCUAGUUUGUACCAUCACAAGAGAGUGCGCAUUUAUUUGUCACUGAAUCCUUUCAGGUGUAACUGUGAGCUUGAGUCGUUCUACUUCUGGUUAAAGAACUCUUCUCAGUGCGCGGACGCUGCGCGCCUCCUAUGCGCUGAGCCUGAUGCCAAGAAGGGGAUUCCACUGGAGCGGUUACGCGGCGAGGACGUGGGUUGUCUCAAUGAGAACUUAGAGGCGGUGUCCUACGUGUUCCUGGGGAUAGUCCUGGCGCUGAUCGGGAUAGUGUUCCUCAUGGUGCUUUAUCUAAACCGGAGAGGAAUCAAACGGUGGCUCAACAACAUCCGCGAUGCGUGCCGCGACCAGAUGGAAGUCUACCAUUACCGGUACGAGCAGGACUCUGAUCCCCGGUUGGCUAACGUCGCCGUUUAACGUUCAACGUCCACUCCUCAAUCUAUGCCAUUAUCAACCGUUUUUUUUUUUAAUGUACAGAGUAAACUGUUUCAUGAACGGAUGAACAAUUAGUAUCAGUUUGUUCUCAACUGAUAUCAACUGUAGUUGCUUAUAAUAUGUAGCCAAUGACAUUGGAAAGCAACACACUUCAUUAUUCAAGAGGGACAAUACAUUGUGCGUUCAAGAGAAGUGAUCAAUAUGGACCUUUGUACAUAUCUGUGAAUUUACAUUUCUGUAAAUAUACCAUUUACAACACAAAAGAGAACAUGGUUAUCUUCCAUUAAAAUAUAAAUGUACUCUAGGCCGCUUUAGUUGAGUGACUAGCUUCACAACAGAAUAAAUAGUUUGAGUUCCUUCUACAGAUUAUUCUGAACUACUGUAUCAGUAUGAAGAUACAGAAAAGUACAUGUAUAAACUGGAAUAACAGUAGAAAAGGUAUCUAUUAUU
Coregonus clupeaformis (lake whitefish) is the source of this 1838-nucleotide messenger RNA. Its product is annotated as trophoblast glycoprotein-like. The record is from RefSeq and is a predicted model, not a curated record. The coding region runs from base 273 to 1370 and encodes 365 amino acids. The transcript has a single exon. Gene Ontology annotation, cellular component: plasma membrane. NCBI's taxonomy places the organism in Eukaryota, Metazoa, Chordata, Actinopteri, Salmoniformes, Salmonidae. Gene Ontology annotation, biological process: negative regulation of canonical Wnt signaling pathway. Gene Ontology annotation, molecular function: protein binding.